ACACAACGUAUUCCUCUAUGCUAACAAUAUGUCGAGAAAGUGACGUUAGGUAGCAUUUACCCUACAAAUUAGCUGUACAGCUACAAAUGAGCCGUCAAGUAAAUCUCUUCGUCUGCUAGUUUUGCAAACCAGGUAAACUAGGUUAUACGCGAGGCGCUGCAACAAUGUUUGAUUAUUUACAAGUAUUAGCAUUGCAAGUGAAAACAAGGCUAUAAUAUCGAUAUUUUGUCCACGUAAAAGGGCAAUCAAAAGACGUUGAACUGUAUUACUCAUAUCUCAAUGCGUUAGCCUUUAGGUUUUACGAUGAUGUGUCUUGACAGUUUUGGAUUAAUUUAGCUCAGUAGCCAUCCACCUUUGAGCGGCUUAACUCCAGCACUGUUCUUAGCCAGCAAGUGAGAGGAUUACCACGAAAGGCAAUAGCAGUUAAUGGAAGACAAUACUAUCAAGACAGAAGAAAAUAAAAUAUGGGAAGGUUCCCAGAAGGGCACAGAGCAGAAAAAUAAAGAUUCAAACCAGCCCACAUCCACAGAGACUGAAACAGUGAUCCUUGAGCCUGACCCAAGCCCCCCCUGUCUGCGGCCCCCAGUCCUGCCCUUGGGGCUUCUAGCAGCCCCCCUCCGGGUGGGAACAAUGCAAAGCGGGCAGUUGUGGCCAACGGACAGCCCCCCACCGUAUCCAGUCCGCCACAGCGCUACAUGCCCCGCGAAGUGCCCCCACGAUUCCGUUGCCAGCAGGACCACAAAGUGCUACUGAAGAGGGGCCAGCCUCUACUCUCCUGCAUGCUACGCGGAGGAGGUAACAACGGGGAAGGCACGCCCCCUCUCUCUUAUGGAGAUAACCCCGAGUCAACCACAACUGGAGCCUCAGAUUCUGGCUUAGGCACAUCUCUCUCCCUCUCAUCCACUUCAGCGGCCACUGCUUCUGAAACUUCCAGUUAUGCAAAUUCGACUGUGGGGGAGGGCUCUGGCAGCCAGCCCUCCUCUCUGGACUUGGACAAGGUGAUCAUGGACGGUACAAAGCUGGAAGAGUGGCCCAGUAUUUUGGAGGCUGGCCUGGUUGAGAAAGAGACCGACAAUUACGGAGCCCAGAACAGCAGUGCCUCUUGGAGUGAUGGGUUCCUUCAGCAGCAACAGCAGCAGCCAGUGCUGCAGGUGGCAUUAGGAGCGGAGGCUGUUGAAGGGAAAGACAGUGUGUCCGGUAGUCCCCUCUCUGCUUCAUCACCCAGCGAAUGUCCUCAGUCCGGCGGGAUGUGGGCCUCCUCUACUCAGGCUGAAAUUGAGGAAUUAGUCGGAGCUACAGCACAGUCCUCCAUGUCCAAAGGCUCCCCUCCUGAAAAUCAAGAAAGUUUACUUGGCAUCGGUAGUGAGGUGUCUGGUGCCAACUCCAAUCCAAAUUGCAAUUCUUCAGCCUGGCCUGCCUUGGUGCAGGAUGAGAUCGAGAGGGCUAUUGCUGCUGCCAUAGAGACGAAAGCACCCUUAUCUCAAAGUUCAGUUUCCUCCAUGUUAGACAAUGCCCCCCUCGUCACUUCCUCUCCUGACUCUGCGAGUCCGGAGAAUCAAGAGCUUCAGGCACAGGAAUUAUGCUCUGUAGAUGGCGCACGUGCGCUUUGCCAGCAAGAUAAUCAGGGGUCAGAGGUUAAAACGGGACCAAAAAAAGGAGAUGGCGACGAUGGUGACAUGGACUCCAGGAUUCCAGGGGGCGUGGGAAACCUCUCCACCUCCUCAUCUUUCUCUGCCAUGUCGUCGUCCUCGUCUUGGAAAAGCCCGCUGCUGCCCUCGUCCGACCCCAACACAGGUGCCUCCAGGGCUGACUCGUGGGACACAGGGAUGGAGGUGGGUGGUGGUGGUGGUGGUGUGUGGACAGCUGAGAGCCCCACUAACGAAAAGGGAGCACAGGUGAGUGCCGGCACCGGCUGGGGGGUGCUGGGCAAUGAGGGCAGCUGCAUGACCCGCGGGGUCUCUCAGGUAGCGUGGGAUGGGGAGGGGGGUGACAUUGACACGGACACACAGGAAGCUGCUCGACGUCCCUCCAGCUCGGCAGCCGGCAGCGUUGGCGACGGAGACGGGAGCGGCAGUAACAGCUGCGGAGGCAGUGUGGUCAGUGCGGGUGGCGGGGGCCUGUCGCAGGACUCGCAGGGCUCCCUGACCUCCGAGAAAGCUGAGGAUAAUCAGAAAGGGGACGGGGAUGGAUCCGCAGGGGUGUUUACAGGUCAAGAGGAAAGCGGGGGGGACAGCUCCAUGUCCGGCACUCAGCACCAUGACCACGACCAGGCCCAGGUCCCCUCUGGACUCCAGAACCCCAGCCCUGCGGUGGCCUUAAGGAACAUGCUCGGGCGGGGCGACUUGGACCCCAGAGUGCUGUGCAACACCGGCUGGGGGCAGACCCAGAUUCGGCAGAACGUCGCCUGGGAUGUGGAACCAGUGGACAGAGGUGCACGAAGAGAUAACUCCUUCAACAGUGCUGGUGCUCCCGCAACGUACUCCGGUGGCGCCAGCAACACAAACGAACCAGGAACGGCUUCACAAAGGUUCGGCCUGGCACACUCAAAGGAGGGCUGGCAUGGCGUUAACACUUCACUGUCAUCGCGAGGCCCACCUCCACCACACGACUCGCACGCUGUUCAGAAAGCUGCAGCCGGCUUGGAAGGUGGUCACGGAAAACUGACAAGGGACAUGAGCCGGGGGGACGGUGGGGAAGGCCAGGGAAAAGGAUGGGGCAAGGGGGAGCCGGACUGGAGAGAGUCGAAAAGGGACGACCGAGAAAGUGGGGAAUGGGGAAAUUUUGGAGGACAGGGUACCUCGUCCAGUGCAAAGGGCAGUGGCUGGGGAGAUGGACAGGAAGAGAAAGGGACCGGCAGCUGGAAGGAGCUAUCGAUGGGCACAGGUGACUGGAGGCAGAAUCAGUCCGGUGGUGGUGGUGGUGGCGGCGCCGGCUCGUGGAAGGACGGCAAGGGAAGCAGCACCGACGAGGGAUCGUGGUCCAACUGGGACGACAGCAGGCCAAAGAAAAGCUGGGUAGCUGGAUCAGGAGGCGGUGACGUCAAAGCUUACCAAGGCUGGGGUGCCAAGCAGAUGGCCACCAGCCAACUCCCCGCAAUGAAAGGCCCAAAUCAGCAGCAACAACAAUCACAGGCUCCUCAGCCGCAGGCACUCCGCGCAGACCCGAGGGCCUUGCAGGAGGGUCGGGGACGAACAGGCGGUGCCCCGCACCCGAACCAGAGCCAAAGCUCCGGCUGGACGUCCGGCCCCAUCCCCCAGGUGACGACCUCGUCUGAGCCCAGCGGCUGGGAGGAGCCCUCGCCUCAGUCAAUCAGCCGCAACAUGGAGAUCGACGACGGGACAGCCGCCUGGGGCGACCCGAGCUGUUACAAAAGCAAGAGUGUCAACCUGUGGGACAAGAACAGCGCCCAGGGUCAAGCCCAGCAGCAGAAGCCCCUGCAGCAGCCGCCGCAGUCCCUUGGCAGGCAGGCAGGACCCCCCAUGAACCGAGAUUCUAACCUGGGUAAAGCACCCUCCAUGUGGGGAGGUGUAGGAAGGGGUCCCCCAGAACACUCGGGUGACAACGGGACGACAACGUGGGGGAAAGGCUCAGAGUCGUCCAGCGGUUGGGGUGAACCAGACGACCCUGGAAAAGGCAGUGGGUGGGGCAGCCGCUCCCCCAAUCCAAUGAAGUCUGGAUCAAAGACUAUGCAAGAGGGCUGGGGUGAGAUGGACAGUUCCAUGGGCACGACUCGCCACUCCAGCUGGGAGGAUGAGGAUGAAGGCUCUAACAUGUGGAACAACACAGGAUCUCAAGGAAACAGCUCCUCCUACAGCUCUGUAGGCUGGGGCCAUGGAAACAAGAGGGGAAACAAUAAGGGUGGCAUGAAAGGUGGUGAUUCGUGGAUGAAUCCUGUGAAUAGGCAGUUCUCAAACAUGGGCAUGUUGGAUGAUGAUCCAAGUGUUCUCCAGGACAAAAGGAUGGAGGGCGACAAGAGGGGGAUGAACGAGUACAACGGAGAGAUGCGGAAGGGAAGGGGUGGUGGCGGUGUCUUCAGAACACCAGCCUCCAAGGAGGUCGGAGGUGGAGAGGCUGGGCCCUACUUUGACAAGAUGGGAGGCCAUGGCGUGUUUGGAGGCAGUGGGGGGAUGCCUCCGCUCCGAGGGAUGCACCCCAUGAACCCCACGCAAGGGAUCCGUGCCCAAGUGCCUCCGCAGUUCCUGUCCCCUCAGGUUCAGAGCUCCAUUCUGAAGCAGAUGCCCCCACCCUCGGGUAACCUGGUGGGGGGCAUCGGGGGCGUUCCAGGCGGAGUGUUUCCUCCUCAGCUCUCCCCCCAGCACCUGGCUAUGCUGAGUGGCAUUCAUCCUCACAUGCAGCAGAUCCUGGCUUGCCAGUUGCUUUUGCAGCAGCAGCAACAACAGCAGCAACAGCAGCAGCUUCUACAGAACCAGAGGAAGUUCCCACAGCCUAUGCGUCAGCAGCCAGACCCACAGCAGCUGGCCAGAAUCAUGGCUGUUCUCCAGCAGCAGAGACAGCAGCAGCAGGGUGUAGGAGGAGUUGGGACGGUUGGCUCCAAGAUGUCUCCAUCCCACCUGGGAGGAGUGCCACCCAAACACUCGAUGCCCGAGCACCUCCAGCACCCAGGGUUGGGCAGCACGCUAGCUGAACUCCAGGCCAAAGCACAGGGGGGAUACCCAGGAUUUGGCUCUCCGGCCGGUAACCUGUCAGGACUGGAGCUGGGAGGGAUGGUAGGCGCCCCGGGCGCCGUGAAGGACUCUGUGGGGCCGCAGUCUCGCUUCAAGUGGAUGAUGGAGGGCCACUCCACGGCCCCCUCGCCCCCAGACGCAGCUCUCCAUAAGAACGGUCCAUUGACCACCCCAGGCAAACUCAUCGGUGGCACCCCUUAUGCUCAAUAUGACCUGCUUGGAGCAGACGGUUCUGGCAUGACUUCUCAAGUUCUCUCCGACAACUGGCAAAGAACCACUGGCAUGGGUCAGGGUCCCAUCAUGGGCACUUCAAGCUGGCCUCCUGAAUUCCAGCCUGGAGUGCCCUGGAAGGGGAUCCAGAGCGCUGACCCAGAGUCUGACCCCUACGUGACCCCAGGAGGUGUGCUCUCUCCCCAUGAUCCGCCUAAUCUCAGUGACACUGACCAUCAGUUACUGCGAGAUAACACAGGCUCAAACCCUGCCCUCAACACCUUGCUGCCUUCACCAGGUGCCUGGCCCUACAGUGCCUCAGAAAGUCCCCUCUCCAAUGCACACAGCUCGGCAAAGUACUCCGAGUACAAAUCCAGCUGGCCCCCUGAACCAAUUGGACAUAGUAAAUCCUGGAAAACCAAUCGGAACAGCUCUCAGCCUUCACGCCCACCUCCUGGACUCACCAAUCAGAAGCAAAGUUUGGCAUCCCCUUGGCCCACCGGAGGACCACGGUUGGCCCGAGGUUGGGGGGGAGGGAGCAGCCAAGAGACAAGGUUUGAGUCGGACUCUGCUUGGAGUGACGGUUCGGCCCCCAGAGGAAGUUGUUGGCUGCUGCUAAGCAACCUUACCCCUCAGAUCGACGGCUCCACUCUGCGGACUAUCUGCAUGCAGCACGGCCCUCUUCUGACCUUUCACCUGGGUCUGACCCAGGGCAGCGCUCUGAUUCGCUACAGCACUCCGCAGGAGGCAGCCAAAGCUCAGAGUGCCUUGCACAUGUGCGUUUUGGGUAACACCACCAUACUGGCUGAGUUUGUGAGCGAGGAGGAUGUGGCGCGAUACUUCGCACAUUCCCAGGCUGCAGCCGGUGGGGCUGGUGGCAGCGGUGGGGCGGGAGGCAUGGGGGUCUCCCCAGGCUCCGCUGGCCCAGGCACAGCAGGGGCCAGCAGCAGCAGCGGUGGGGGUAGCGGUGGCGGCGGUGGUGGGGCCCGAAAGGGUGACCGUGAUCGAGCCCGAGGGUCACUGUCGGGCGGGAGCAGCAAUGGUGCCGAGGCGGGGGCAGGGGGCAGUGGCGCCGGCUCCUCAGCCUCUGGAUGGCAGAACCUGGACGUGGCCGGCUCUCCUCUGGACGGCUCGGCGGCGCAGGGAUCCGGACUGGGCAUCUUCGCCCAGUGGAGCACCAACGGAGCCGGGGAAGGGGAGGGAGACGGCGUGGGCAUCGGGGGAGGGACCGGGGUGGUGGUGGAGCCGGGGCGCAGCGGGCUCUGGGGGGGAGUGACACCAGGGUACCCCAGCAGCAGCAGCAGCGGAGGCGGCAGCAGCCUCUGGGGGGUCCCCCAAAUGGAGGACAGACACCAAAUCAGCAGCCCUGGUGCUCUGUUGCCAGGCGACCUGCUGGGUGGGGGAACUGAUACCAUCUGACUAUCGUGAGCCCACAAGAGACACACACGGACACACAUACAUGGACACAGUUCAUACACUGGGUGAAGCACUCAGUCACAUGCACUUGCGCACACACACACACACACACACACACACACACACACACACUGCACGUGGAUACACACAUGAACACACUCACCAUUAGGAAUUUCAACUUACACUGGAAGAAAUGCAAAUAGAUGUGCAUACACUAGGGAUAGCCACAAACAGAAACACUGACACAAAAUGUACUUAACUCAUCCAGUGGCAGAAUUCUACAGAGAAAAAAAAUGUUUGUACGCAUUUUCCUGUAAUGUAACUGAAUGCAGGGACUGUUCUAGAAAAAGUACAAGGCCUUCUUUCACAAAUGAAGAUUUCAACUGCUUAGACUUGAACAUUUGAAAAGUCCAAGUCCGUUAGCCUGAGGCACUUAACGGAACUUGAUCCUAUUCAGCUGGAGACUUAUUUGAGUUACACAUGCACAUCCAAAUCCAGAAAAGCCUUGAAAACAGAUAGUCAUUGUAACAGUGUUAAGAACAUCAUGUGUGAUGUAGGGCAACAUGCAAUUUCUUUCUUUUUUAAAAGUCCCUUCUGGACACUGAAUCAAAACACAUGCAAAUACACUGCUCAGAUCCAUAUUAGAAACCAUGUGUUAUUGUGAUUGUCAGUUCAUAUUUGUUCAUUUUCACUUCAUUUUGGGCAGUGAACUCCCAGUAUUGUCAUUGCUCCGGUCAAACCCCAUACCACCUACUGUUUUUAUUUCCUCUCGUCGAUCAUCUUAGUUGUUGUCAUUAUCAUUAUUGAUAUAAUUAUUUGACUUAUUAUUUUUGUUUGGCUGUUUGAGGCAUUUUCUGUAGGUGGCCAGGUACUGUGUCGAGGACACUGCGUUGUGAAUGUGUGUGAGUGAGACCAAAUGCAUAGACUGUGUCUGUGUACGUGUGCAUGGGAGUGAGACUUUUUUUCUAAUGUAUGUUUGCGCAAAAAACAUCACUCUUUUUUGUCUCCUUGAAUGUUUGUUUGUGAAGCUGCUUUACAGAACGUCUGUAUCGUUCAGUGUGCUCUGUACGCUACGUGCUGGUUGUGUGCUCAUGAACAUUGGCACUAAUAUUGUUGUUUUUCAUUUUAAAGUGUUUUUUAGGGUACUCUGUGUAGUCUUUUUUAUUGGCCGACCUGCAAUAAUGAUUGAGAGAACCUUUUUUCCAGAUUCACCCGUCAGAAGGCAUAUGCAUCUCGAAAGACCAUGCCAAAUCUUACUAGACUGAGCAGCGCAGCAAAGAUAUUUACAGACGCCUAAGAACUGUUGUAAUAUUUGUGUGUGUUAUGUUGUUGUUUAUCGUUUUAAGUUAAGAGACUUUUAACACUCCUUUCAGUGUUUUGAUUUGAGAUUUUACAAAGAGAAACUUUAUUUAAGAAAAAAAGAUUUAAGAGGUAUAAUAAAUAUGAAAGUAUUGGCUA
This is a messenger RNA of Alosa alosa (allis shad), 7769 nucleotides long. It is a transcript of the gene tnrc6ba, whose product is annotated as trinucleotide repeat containing adaptor 6Ba. The transcript has 21 exons. The record is from RefSeq and is a predicted model, not a curated record. Gene Ontology annotation, biological process: miRNA-mediated post-transcriptional gene silencing; positive regulation of nuclear-transcribed mRNA poly(A) tail shortening. Gene Ontology annotation, molecular function: nucleic acid binding. NCBI's taxonomy places the organism in Eukaryota, Metazoa, Chordata, Actinopteri, Clupeiformes, Clupeidae. The coding region runs from base 696 to 6314 and encodes 1872 amino acids. Gene Ontology annotation, cellular component: P-body; nucleoplasm.